GUAGGACACUGAAAAUUGAGGCGGUCCAGCCUGGUUACACUACGUUUCCCACAAUGCGCCGCUGCGUAGCCGGGAGGCUGCUGUCACUGUUGGUCGCUCCCUGCCAGUGAGUGGCCGCGUUGAAUCGGUCCAGCAUCAUCCAUGCACAGGCAACGGGGCAAACGAAGAUGUAGAAAAGAAAUACAUCUUAAUAUUAUAUGAAGUGACUGUAGUUGCGGUAAACAGGGUUUCGGAGGCACUGGCAGUUUUGCAAUGGAGGGGCGAAAAGACUACUUUGUGGAUUGUGUGGAGCUUUUGCGAAGCACGGACCGUUAUGUUGAGAGAAAUAAUGCGGAAUAUUCCCCCCUGUAGGUGUUAACGCAGAAUAUUCAAGAUGAAGAAGCAGUUCAAUCGGAUGCGACAGCUCGCCAACCAAACGGUGGGAAGGGCAGAAAAAACUGAGGUGUUAAGUGAUGACCUUUUACAGGUGGAGAAGCGUCUGGAUCUGGUCAAGCAGGUGACACACAGCACUCACAAGAAGCUCACAGCCUGCCUGCAGGGUCAGCAGGGAGCUGACGUCGACAAGAAAUCUGUCAAGUCGCCUUCGAAGAAACUACCGCUCACUAUCUUGGCACAAUGUCUGGUGGAAGGAGCUGCAGUGCUGGGAGAUGACUCCCUCCUGGGCAAGAUGCUGAAGCUGUGCGGAGAGACGGAAGAGAAACUGGCCCAGGAGUUAAUCCAGUUUGAGUUCCAGAUAGAGAGAGAUGUGGUGGACCCUCUUUAUGUGCUGGCAGAGGUGGACAUCCCCAACAUCCAGAAACAGAGGAAGCACUUAGCCAAGCUCGUCUUGGACAUGGACUCUGCACGGACAAGAUAUCAGCAGGCAUCCAAGUCCUCCAGUCAUCCCAGCACUCUGCAGCCUGGCACCAAGUCCGAGUCCCUCAGAGAGGAGAUGGAAGAGGCAGCCAAUCGGAUGGAGAUCUGUCGAGAUCAAUUGUCUGCAGAUAUGUACAAUUUUGUGGCCAAAGAACUAGACUAUGCAAAUUAUUUCCAGACACUGAUAGAAACACAGGCAGAAUAUCACAGGAAGUCAUUAGAGAUUCUUCACAGCAUCCUACCCCAGAUUAAAGCACACCAAGAGGCGUGGGUGGAGAAGCCAUCGUUUGGCAAGUCUUUGGAGGAACACCUGAAUAUCAGUGGCAGGGAGAUUGCGUUUCCAAUCGAAGCCUGUGUCACCAUGUUGCUGGAGUGUGGCAUGCAGGAGGAGGGCCUCUUCAGAGUGGCUCCAUCAGCCUCCAAGCUGAAGAAGCUGAAAGCCUCUCUGGACUGUGGAGUUCUGGAUGUGCAGGAGUACUCCUCUGACCCACACGCCAUCGCAGGGGCUUUGAAAUCAUACCUCCGUGAACUCCCCGAGCCACUGAUGACCACUGAGCUUUAUGAUGAAUGGAUUCAGGCAUCCAAUAUUCAAGAUAUGGAUAAGAGACUCCAAGCUUUAAUGGGGACAUGUGAAAAACUCCCUACAGACAACUUAAACAAUUUCAGAUAUCUCGUCAAAUUCUUGGCCAAGCUGAGUGAGUAUCAGGACGCCAACAAGAUGACUCCUGGAAACAUGGCCAUUGUCCUCGGUCCUAACCUGCUGUGGACGCACACUGAACCAAACAUGACAGAGAUGAUGACCACCGUGUCCCUGCAGAUUGUUGGAAUCAUUGAGCCGAUCAUUCAGCACGCUGACUGGUUCUUUCCUGGAGAGAUUGAAUUUAACCUGACCGGCAGCUACGGCAGCCCCAUCCACACCAACCACAACUCCAACUACAGCUCCAUGCCCUCGCCAGAUGUGGACCAAUCAGAGCGCAAGCAGCCGCAUGACCAGAGCCGGCGCCCACUGAGCGUCGCCACCGACAACAUGAUGCUGGAGUUUUACAAGAAGGAUGGCAUUAGGAAGAUACAAAGCAUGGGUGUCCGUGUUAUGGAUACCUCCUGGGUGUCUCGUAAGGGCUCGUCCACGCUGGUUCGCAAGACCUCCUCCACCCCUCCUGGCAUGCAGGUCCCCGGCUCUCCUGCGGACACACUGAUACCAGAGCAGCCCGGAGAACUCGCCACCUCGCCCUGUGCAACGCCUCCACCUGCAGAAAGAUUCUGCUCAGACAAUGUGUCGCCCCAUCGGCCGGACACCUCUCAUGCCCAUCCACCCUCAGGGGAGGAGCGGCCACCCCCCCCUUACCCCAGUUCCUCCUGCCACACUCUGCCCCACCACUUCUACCCCAAGCCCCCUCCCUGCACCCGCCCUGUGGCACCAGGCCCUGAGUCCCAGCCCCCUGCCUCACCCCCACCCCCAAUAUCCCUCGACAUCAAUUCGAACCCCAAACCCAGCUGCCUGCACUUCCCCAAGCACAGUCCCCCUGGUGACAUGUCACAUGCCCACCCAUCAGACAUUAAUGCCUCACCACUCUACAUCAGAACCCCCCUGGUACUAACCCGCCAUGACCAGUCCCUUGGCAACCCCCCUAGCUUCCCGUCCUCCAUGCCCCCGCCCCCGCCGUGGGCUGCCUGUCCAUGUGCCAGGGAGAGAGGACCCCCCAGGCUGACUAGUUCAUUGAAGAGUAAAGAGCUUUCUCCUGUAAUUGGACACAAAGCCAUCCAGGUGGCAGGUCCAACUGUCCCUCCCAACAGCAGCGGCAGUCCUCAGAGCAGCAACCAGUCCCUUCAUUCUACAGAGCACAGUCCACACUCCCUACGCAAAGGUCCGAAGAAGUUGGCCCCUGUGCCGCCCAAGGUCCCGUACAGCCAGUCUAGUGGGAUGUCCGACCAGUCUACAGGUCAGCCGUCACCGGUCAGCCUGUCUCCCACACCACCUAGCACUCCUUCCCCUUAUGGACUGGCCUGCCCUCCAGGGCAAGUGCCCCCAUCAUCUCCUGGGCAGACCCCAUUCGGGGCACCCCAAUCUCUAUCCUCCCCUCCCUCCCUGACUGGAACGCUAACCAAGUCUCGGCCCACCCCUAAGCCCAGGCAGAGACCAAGUCUGCCCCCUCCUCAGCCACCCACAGCCCCUUCCGGGUUCACUGGCCCGGCUGUGGCCCAGGUCCCCCAGCCCAUGGAGCAGGGUCUCCUGGAUGGACUGUCUCCUGGGGAGAGCAUGUCUACAGAUAUCUUCAAUUAUGAAAUCCCCUCCAUCAAUGUCAAUCUGGACAGCCUCAUCGAUGAGUUCAGCGCUGGUGCCCCCUGCAGGAAGUCCCUGGCAGUGACAGACUCUCCAGACGGAGACGAUGUGUGUGAGGAGGAGCCACAGAGCACCACUCUAUGACCUAUGAGCCUAAGACACCACUGCUAACCAGCACGCACCCCCACCCAUACUUGUUACUGUCACCGCCAAAGGCCUGAUGGGAAAUCUAACCUUACUGAUGCCCACCUGAAAGUCUAUAGAGCUCAAACCCUCCCUCACUGCUGCUACGGGCCGCAGAGAAUCACAUCUGUCACAGUGGCUCGCUAAAAAACAGUCAAUGUAAUCACAACUAAAAUAAGAUAAAAUGAAAACAACCAAAAUGCUAUAGUGGAGGAACAGUUGCCUUUCGGUAAAAGACGACCAUAGAUGAAUAUUAUGUUUUUUAAAAAAUGUCAGAUUUUUU
Messenger RNA from Cynoglossus semilaevis (tongue sole), 3602 nucleotides. RefSeq names its product Rho GTPase activating protein 44a (gene arhgap44a). Gene Ontology annotation, cellular component: dendritic spine; intracellular anatomical structure; postsynaptic density. Lineage: Eukaryota; Metazoa; Chordata; Actinopteri; Pleuronectiformes; Cynoglossidae. The coding region runs from base 374 to 3280 and encodes 968 amino acids. The record is from RefSeq and is a predicted model, not a curated record. Gene Ontology annotation, molecular function: protein binding; GTPase activator activity. The transcript is spliced from 22 exons. Gene Ontology annotation, biological process: regulation of actin cytoskeleton organization; neurotransmitter receptor transport, endosome to postsynaptic membrane; positive regulation of GTPase activity.